Molecule: messenger RNA, 1495 nt
Organism: Colias croceus (clouded yellow)
Lineage: Eukaryota; Metazoa; Arthropoda; Insecta; Lepidoptera; Pieridae
Product: CD63 antigen-like
Exons: 5
Coding region: 357-1079 (240 amino acids)
Cellular component (GO): membrane
Source: RefSeq, a predicted model, not a curated record
UUUGAAACGGUAUUUUAAUUAAACAACGUAAUAUAGAAAUAUAUAAACUUAACAAUUUGAGGACUUGACUAAUUUAUCAGUAGUUACAUAAAACUAAAAUAAAAAUGUAAGAAAUUGUCUUGUACCUAAUACUUUUAAAGAGAUUAAUAUCGACUCAAGGUUCGAAAGCAGCAAGGUUACGUCAGAUAUAAGUAUGUUUUCGAAUUAUGGAAAAUCAAACGACAGAACGGGUGCCUCGGGAAAGAUAAAUCCGCUUGUUUUCCUUAUCAAGAUUAUUGGUGCGAUAAAAAUAUCCGAGCCAAACACAGAGCUAUAGUCUAUUACUUAUCACGAGGGUGCUGCGAGCGUACGUCAGAAUGUUAGGCAAAAUCUUUACUACAGUUAAAUAUACUUUAGUUUCAGUGAAUUUUCUUUUCUUGAUAACGGGCAUAAUUAUUUUGGCCGUUGGUAGUUCAGUUCAAUCUGCAUACAAUGGCUACCACCAAUUCUUAUCCGAGCGGUUCUUUUCCCUUCCCGCGUUUUGUGUUGCAACGGGAGUCAUCAUUUUCCUCAUCGCCUUCGCCGGGUUCUAUGGAGCCUUCAUGGAAAACUAUUAUGUGAUAAUGGUGUUCAUUGGAGGUAUAAUAGUGAUGUUCGUUUUCCAACUGUCCGCAUGCAUUGCUGGUUAUGUUCUGAAGGGAAAUACAGUGGCCCUUGUACAGAAGGAACUGUUGAACACAAUGGAUUUAUACGGCCCUAACUUUGAGGUCACGAAACUAUGGGAUGAAGUGCAGAAGGAUUUCACCUGCUGCGGUGUCCUCAACUCGAGUGACUGGAUCCAGCACCUGAACACAGAAGACACUCUCGGUGUGCCCGUCAGCUGCUGUAAGCACCCAUACGGCACCAUACAGACCUUGACCUGUAAUACCACGAUCGCGUACGGUGUUGGAUGCUCUGAUGCGUUUGGAAGCUGGGUCAAGUCGCACGCUGGUACUAUUGGCCUUGCUGGGGUGUUCUUAGUGGUGAUGCAGGCUUUAGCGGUGGUUGGAGCGUUAUGGCUGGCGAACAUAACGCGGCAAGAGAGAGAAUUCCCUAAUUAGAUAAUAAUAUGUAGAUUAUAUAAUAAUUCAUCAAAAUAAUUAUUAUUUAAAGAUAUAUGGAACCCGAUUGUUUGAAAACUUUUGACAAAUGGCUGUAAAAAGAAAAUGUUUUACUUUGUCUAUGAUUUUUUAUAGUUACACUUUUACACAAUUAAUAAGAAAUUGCACUAAGCUGUUCGUAAGUACUGAAAUGUUAAAAAAAAUGUUUUUACGUAAGGACAAUAGUACAUAUUAUAGUAUUACCUACAUUCAAAAACAUAACCCAUUUUUAGCGCGGUCGGGUAUUAUUGUGUGAUGUCUUGUUGACUUUAUUAAUAAAUAAUAAUCGAGUGAUUGUUUAGUCAUUAUUUAGAAAUAAAUUAAAGAUAUUUUGUGUUCCACUAUAUAAAUUAUUGUUGUGUUUUAAAAUUUUAAUG